AUGGUGCUCUGUGGCCCCUGUGAAAAGGAGUGCAAUGAUGGCAGUAUAAAGUGCACGGGAGGAUGUGAAAGGAGUUUUCAUCUGAACUGCGUAAGUAAUGACUCUGAUGGAAAAAUUAAACGGUCGACGAAAGACUGGAAAUUUUCAGGGUGUAGGACCAAGUUUUCUUCGCAGGGCAGUGUGAAAUCUACCACUUCAUCAUCGGACUUUCUCUUCAAGGUUUUGGAAGAGUUUAAGAAGGACGUUUUUUCCGAAAUGACUUCGUUUAAGAGCGAAAUGAGUGAGAUCUCGACGUCGGUGCAGUAUGUGUCUGAUAAACUUGAUGCUUCGACUUUAUUGAUGGAAGAGGUAAGAAGCAAGUUUGACGAGUUGCAGAAAGAAAAUAUUUUGCUUAAAGCUAAGAAUGAAACGCUGAGUAAGGAAGUAAUUGACUUACAAGAAAGAAUGAGAAAUUUGGAGCAAUACUCGCGUGUGAAAAACAUUCAGAUUAGUGGUCUACCGGUAACCAAGAAUGAAAAUGUGAGCGAGUUGGUGGCAGACUUGGGAGCAGCUCUGGGAGUGGAGAUGAAGGAGACGGACUUCUCAACCAAGGGGAUGAAGGAGCAGUGGAUCACUAAGGCCCGCCAGAAGAAAAGUCUCACGGCCCGAGAUGUCAACCAGCACUUCCCCAUCCAGCGAGUCUACAUCAACGACCACCUCUCGCCAGAGAAUAAGCUAUUCCUAGCGAAGCUCAAGCAGAAGGGACGUGAUAUCGGCUACAAGUUUGUCUGGUCACGAGAUGGCAAGUUUUUCGCGAGGAAAGCUGAAGGCGACCCUGUCAAGAAGAUAGUUACGUAUGAAGACUUGGACAAACUUAAAUAA
Homalodisca vitripennis (glassy-winged sharpshooter) is the source of this 861-nucleotide messenger RNA. RefSeq lists its product as uncharacterized. The transcript is spliced from 2 exons. The record is from RefSeq and is a predicted model, not a curated record. Lineage: Eukaryota; Metazoa; Arthropoda; Insecta; Hemiptera; Cicadellidae. Bases 1 to 861 code for a protein of 286 amino acids.